This is a messenger RNA of Oldenlandia corymbosa var. corymbosa, 1183 nucleotides long. NCBI's taxonomy places the organism in Eukaryota, Viridiplantae, Streptophyta, Magnoliopsida, Gentianales, Rubiaceae. The record is from the annotation of a GenBank genome assembly.
GGGACUUAAUGAUGAUUACCAUUCUAUACUUAUCAUAUCUGCAUUUCAUUAUUUUCAUAAAUAUUCUCCAAAUAGAUGAAAUCUUCUUCCUUUUUCCCCCUUUUCAAAUUCAUUCAUUGGGUUUGAAGUUUUUCAUUAAACAAUUUUAAUUCCCCCUUUGAUAUGAUACUAUCAUCUUGUUGCCAAUGCAAAACCCUGAUGAUCCAGUGGAAAGAUUAAGCCACAUUAAUGCACCACCGCCCCCGGAGCCCCACUCCGAUCAUCAUGCGAAUAAUUUGUUAAACCAACCCCAUGACGAUUCCCCCAAUGAAUCACCCGAAUCACAACAUUCACCUGAUCAUGAUCCACAGAUUCUCCGGCCACCUCCCCAAGAUGAUCAUCACCGUCCUGAUCAUGCACCACCACCUCCGUCGCACCAAUCCCACAUGGCGCCAUCGCCACCGCCGUUCCUCCCGCCGGUGAUGACGCAUCAUCAUCAUCAUCAUCUCCAAUUGCCACAUUACCUAAAUUGCCAAGUACCUAUCCCAUCUUAUGCCUAUCCGAUGCUAUUCCUUAGAGCCCCAACUCCGGAUACCUACGUGGUCAAGCGUCCUUGGUCCACCGGCCUUUUUGAUUGCCUUUCCGACCCCAAAAACUGUUUCAUAACAGCCUUUUGUCCAUGCGUUACUUUUGGUCAAGUUUCGGAGAUCCUUAACGAAGGACAUACACCUUGGUGGGAAGGGGCGAUGGCCUACAUUCUAAUGGAGGUGACAACGAUGACCAUAGGAACGUGCUUAUGUGGUUGGACCUAUCGCUUGAAAAUGAGGCAAAAACAUUCUCUAAAGGGCAAUCCCUUGAUGGAUUUCGUCUUUACUUUCUUCUUUACCCGUCUUUCUCUUUGUCAGCUCUACCGCCAACUUGAUCAUCUUGGAUAUAAUGUCCCCUUAGGGUGGUUUGCGAAUAAAGAUAAGCAAAACCAUGGAGGUAUGGGGAACAGGUUUCAAGUCGUGCCACCUGCUGUGGAACCAGGGAUGUUCAGAUGAUCAAGGAUUUGCUGCUAGUUUUGUACAUGUGACAAAAAUCUUGGAUGAGUUUUAGGAGCUCUUUUCAAUCCCUCUGUAUAUAAAUUUUUGAUCAAGUUUCACACUGCACUACUAUCUUUGGAUGUACAGUUAGUUUGUUCCCUAAUGAGAAGUCAUUGAAG